Argentina anserina (silverweed cinquefoil) is the source of this 2001-nucleotide messenger RNA. RefSeq lists its product as uncharacterized. The record is from RefSeq and is a predicted model, not a curated record. Bases 213 to 1823 code for a protein of 536 amino acids. Lineage: Eukaryota; Viridiplantae; Streptophyta; Magnoliopsida; Rosales; Rosaceae. Gene Ontology annotation, molecular function: cysteine-type deubiquitinase activity; zinc ion binding. Gene Ontology annotation, biological process: spliceosomal complex assembly; mRNA processing; protein deubiquitination. The transcript has 9 exons.
GCAUCGGUUUGGGGUUUUUCAAUCUCUUGCAUCGUCGUUUCCGUGCUUAAUGUGUUAUAACUUCUCAGCGUGUUUCCAUUGAUUGCUGCGUUAUGUGCUUUCUAGGGUUUUGGAGAUUAAACUGUUGAAUUUGGACUUGUUACUGUUUGAAUAGCUCAUUGAGCUCAGUUUCUGUGGCUUUAGGCGGUUAGAUUUGAACUGAGGUAUAGAGAAUGAGUUCCAAGAGAGAAUAUGAAGAGAUUGAAGGGGAAGCGAACUUGUUGGAGUCAAAGAGGCAGAAAGUGAGUGAGCAAGUGUCGCCGGACUCUUCGCCGCCUGCCUCUCUUCUUCCUGGUUUUAAUUACGGUGACGAGGAUGAUGAGGAGAGAAGGGCAAUGGUUAAUGGAGAAGGUGAUGGCAAGUUGGUACAGCCUGGACUGAAUGGGGUUGAAGAAGAAGAGGAGGAGGAUGACGGGGAUCAAGGACUUCAAGGACACAGGAGCCGCGACAUUGAGGUUAGGAGGGAUUGCCCGUAUCUUGAUGCGGUAAAUCGCCAGGUUCUGGAUUUUGAUUUUGAGAAGUUCUGCUCGCUUUCCCUAUCGAAUUUGAAUGUAUAUGCAUGCUUGGUUUGCGGGAAGUAUUACCAAGGAAGAGGAAGGAAGUCUCACGCAUAUACUCAUAGCCUUGAAGCUGGACACCACGUGUUUAUCAAUCUUCGAACAGAGAAGGUUUACUGCCUUCCUGAUGGAUAUGAAAUUAGCGACCCAUCAUUGGAUGAUAUCCGACAUGUUCUGAACCCAAGGUUUACUGAGGAACAGGUUGAGCAGAUCGACAGAAACAAGCAGUGGUCGAGGGCACUUGAUGGUUCUGAUUAUCUUCCUGGAAUGGUGGGGCUAAAUAACAUUAAGGAAACCGAUUUUGUGAAUGUCACCAUUCAGUCCUUAAUGAGAGUCACACCUCUAAGAAAUUUCUUUCUUAUCCCAAAGAACUAUCAACAUUGCAAGUCUCCGCUUGUUCAUCGGUUUGGGGAGCUUACAAGAAAGAUAUGGCAUGCACGGAAUUUUAAGGGACAGGUGAGCCCGCAUGAGUUCCUGCAAGCAGUUAUGAAAGCCAGUAAGAAAAAGUUUCGAAUAGGAGCACAGUCUGACCCUGUUGAGUUCAUGUCAUGGAUGCUCAAUACACUUCACAAAGAUCUAAAAACUAAGAAGAAUACCAGCAUCAUUUAUGACUGCUUUCAGGGGGAACUAGAGGUUGUCGAGGAAAGUCAGGAGAAUAAAGAUGGUGGAACUGAAAACAACGGCCUUGUCACAAGAACUUGCAGAAUGACAUUCUUAAUGCUUGGAUUGGAUUUACCCCCGCCACCUCUUUUUAAAGAUGUGAUGGAGAAAAACAUCAUACCACAGGUUCCACUGUUUAACAUUUUGAAGAAAUUUGAUGGUGAGACUGUCACUGAAGUCGUCAGGCCUCGCCUAGCAAGGAAGAGGUUCCGUGUCACCAGAUUGCCGCGGUAUCUUAUUCUGCACAUGCAAAGAUUCACAAAGAACAACUUUUUUGUGGAGAAGAAUCCUACUCUAGUCAACUUUCCUGUGAAGAAUCUGGAAUUGAGAGAUUACAUCCCUUUGCCUACCCCGAACGAGAAUGAGAGAUUGCGUUCAAAGUAUGAUUUGAUUGGCAACAUUGUUCAUGAUGGUAAACCUGGUGAAGGGUCAUAUAGAGUGUUUGUACAACGCAAGUCUGAAGAACUUUGGUAUGAGAUGCAAGAUCUUCAUGUCUCUGAAACACUUCCUCAGAUGGUUGCCCUUUCCGAGGCAUACAUGCAGAUAUACGAGCAACAGCAACAGUAAAAUAGGAGAGACGGAAGAAAGGGAAUCCUGUUCAUGUUAAGUUCAAGUAAUAUCCAUUAGUGUUUUAUUCAGCCGUAUAAUCCUGACAUGUUCUAAACACAUUGGAAAAAACAUUACUUAUAUAGCUUUUAUCUGCCAGCAGACAUCGUCUCUGAGAGCUGAUGAGUUUUGAGGGCAA